GCAUUAAAAGCAUUCCAUGAGAAACAGAAAAUCCAUGAAACCAGGAAAAUGGUAAUCUCUGUUGCAAGAAACAUCAGCAGGAGAUGCUCCCUGCAACUCUCCAAAUUUGAUCACAGAAUUUCGUUUAUGGGUUACCACCACCGCCAAUUCCACCAGCAACACCGCCGUAGGCACGCGUUCUUCGAUUCACAUGUCAUUGGCAAACUCGCCGGUAUUUCUAAACUUCCCACCUUUUCGUACUCUCUACAUUCUUAUAGAACUUUUUCUUCGUCAUCUUCUUCAUUCGGGUCCAAGUAUGGCAUUGGUGGGUUUCUGAAAUGGUACUUGGGUAUGCUUGAAACUCGCCCAUUUAUCACAAAGGGUAUCUCUUCAUCCCUCAUUUUUGCUGCUGCUGAUAUUACCUCUCAGAUCAUUACGUUGCCACCAUCUGGAUCAUUUGACUCAGUCCGGACGUUACGAAUAGCUGGAUAUGGGUUGCUAAUUAUGGGACCAUCACAACAUCUAUGGUUCAAUUUUCUCUCAAGGGUCUUUCCUGGGCGAGAUGUAUUCACUACUGUGAAAAAGAUAGUUAUGGGACAAUCUAUUUAUGGGCCUAUUAUGAACAGCAUUUUCUUCUCCUAUAAUGCAGCUCUUCAAGGUGAAACUAGAGAAGAAGUUGUUGCAAGACUGAAGAGAGACCUCCUCCCAACUUUGAUGAAGGGUCUUAUGUAUUGGCCAUUGUGUGAUUUUCUUACAUUCAAAUUCAUCCCUGUCCAUUUGCAGCCAUUGGUAAAUAGCUCUUUCGCGUAUCUGUGGACGAUUUAUUUAACGUACAUGGCAAGCCUGAAGAAAGUUGGCGAGGAUUGAUCGUGCUGUUUGUCAUAAGACUGGUUCCUGCAAUAUUUGGCUUGGUAUUAGAGCAAAGCUAGAUCAAUAUUUGACUUUUCCUGAUUUAAUUUUUUCAGAGGUGCUGUAUUUAGUAUCUCAAUGGAUGCAAUUGUUUUUGCUUACACAUAGAGUAGGAUUAUACUUUCAAUUUUGAUACACAUAGAGUAGGAUUAUACUUUCAAUUUUGAUUGAAGAAUUUUGUUUAAGGAUGAUACUGAUAGUCUAGAAUCACGCAAGAGUAUAAAAUUGCAGAAAGGAUUAAUGUCACCCUUAUCAGUAAAUCAACACAACAAACUAGAAAAUACCAGGUUAUAUUCUAUUUCAUGUCUCUGUUCAGAUGUACAAAUUGUUGAGUACUCUUCUAGUCUUUUUUCAGGGAUAUCAUAGAUGGAUGCUCAGAGGUAAGGUUUUUCUCUUUAAAUGAGAGAAUUUCUAUUUCUACAAUACAGAUGCUUAUUUUCUUAAAGAAAAAGUCUUAUUCUCCACAAAGCAGCAAGUCUACCUUGAUAAUUUCUUUAAGCAAGGAUUCUUGUUUCAAUACCUUUACUUUCUAGGCUUGUUCAAGCUAUUGUAAAAUGCAAAUAUUGCAAUCAGAAGUAGGCUGAAAAAAGAUCCACUCAUUACCUCAUGGAAGGAAACACCAAUUUGUCUACAGCCAUUGGCUGUUGUUUCCUUCCUUCAUGUGUUUUACAUGUGUGAAUGUUGAAUGGAAUUCCGCUCUGGAAAAAAGUUUGAAUGCAGAUACAAAGUUACACAAUCAACAGACAUUUUCCAACUUAUACACCUUACAACUGGAGCUCUUGCUGAUUUUCUGCCUGUUCAGCUAAAACCGGGUUUCAAGUUGCAGAAUUUAUGGUUAACACCCAACUUUUUACGGUUCGGGUUCGGGUUCAGGUUCAGGUUUGGGCCAUACAAUUUCUGACACAUCUAAAUGUUUAAUUAAUACUAUUAUUUCCUCCGUUCCCUAAAUAUUGCACUAUCUUGUUUUUUACACUAUUCACACUAGACCUUUGGUCAUCUUUUGUGAUCAAUAUCUAAGAAAAAUUAUAGUUAUAUAAGAUCUUGUUAGAUUCUAUCGAUAUAUAUUUUUUAAAUAUUAACUUUUUUAUAAUUUUUACUUGUACAUAAUUCAAGAUAUUAGCAGUCAAAGUCAUAUGUUGGAAAGCAUAAAGUCUAUAUGGUGCAAUAUUUAAGCAAUGCAGAAAAUAUGUAAAUUUAUAUCUUGUAUCGGUGACCAAGAUGUGCAUCCUAGUUCAAAAGAACAAAUUUAUCUAAAAGUAAUGAACCGAUAGCUCAAAGAUUGCACAUAUUUUUUCAUAAUGUUUAAACUAUAUGUUUUUUUUUUUUUUUUUUUUUUUCUGCCAAAGCAGUAUAAGAAUUAUAUGAUCGUGUAUUAUAUGUUCAUUAAUGAAUUAUUUUGUUCAUUCGGGACAAAAAUGCGCGUCAUGGUGAAUUAUUUUCCGGUUAUUGAGGGACAUAGAGUCACACAGACGGAAGUUAAGAGGAAACAAACCAAAGCUGUCUGUUUCUUAUGUUAACUAUACAUAACGAAGGAAUUUAACUUUAGUGUGUCUCAUUAAAUAGGUGCAUUUAUUGAGCUCUUUAUGCAAUUUUUAAACAUGGAAUGGAAGGCUGCGUAAUUCAGAGGCAGCUCGUUUUUCCAUUUAACAACACUUUGCAUUCAAUUCCCACAUUUAUUUCAACCAUCAAUCUACUGACUACAAACCCCAGAAAUUUUACCAAAAAUUAACCCCAAACGAUUAAAUCUCCCACAUGUCAUCUUUCAUUAUUUACCUACCCAUUACUACAUUAUUAUUAACUGUAUAUUUUUUUUUAUAUUAUAUACUUUUAUAUUUUGUGGUUGAUGAUGUUACAGCUUUAUACCUUCAGCAUGGGCAUGGCAUCUUCCAGUAUUAUAUAGUAGGAAGCUUUCUUCUUAUUCUUCCUCUUCCAUAUCUCUUUGUUUUUGUCCACUUCAUUUUCUGCUGGUCUGUUUUGAUGGUCUGCUCUUCAUUUAGCAUACGACUGACUCAAUACUUUGUCAGUCCAUCUCUCGCUAUUUUUUUUGGUGAGAACAGGGUGUUUGUUUAGCUGUCCAGCAUGAAUGUUUCCAGGUUCUGCACGGCGCUAUGGCUUCUUGGAGUUCUCUUCUUGUCAUUCAUCUGUUUUAGCGUCGGAGUUGCUCAAUCCGUACUAAUUUCUGUUUUACAGGCAUGAUGACUGUUGAUGGUGGUAGUACAAUGACAAGUAGGAAUAUGAAGGAAAAUAAUGAUGAUAAAAAUUGGGGUGGUGAUGUGAGCUUAGAAGACUAUCCCCCUUUUGAUCCUAGCCCGAGUUCAAAGGCUUCGUUAAGACCUGGACCUGUUGAGCAUGGCGCUCCUCUGAUGCCAUACAUUCCAAACCCGAAGCCGUCGCCUCCUCGUUCCUCCAACAAUGAUGAAUCACCUUAACCUUUGUACGUAAAUCAUUGAUCUUAGAAUCUGUUCUUUCGGAAUGAUAACCACAUAAUAUUGCCUGACGGCAUUAUUGUCGUAUUCUGUUCACGAAUGUCCAAUGUAUAUUUCCUAAUGUGCAACCUUUAUUUUGACAUUUCAUAUGCACUGUUGUGGUUUAGGCGUUUAGCUAGUUGUAUUUUGUAUGUUUAAGAUUGCAUCUUCAUGUACAUAAUCUGAUCAUACGAUCUGGACUCAAUUUUUUUUUCCUUCUUAUUUGGAUGUUUGUGUCUUUCAA
Spinacia oleracea (spinach) is the source of this 3597-nucleotide messenger RNA. RefSeq names its product protein SYM1. NCBI's taxonomy places the organism in Eukaryota, Viridiplantae, Streptophyta, Magnoliopsida, Caryophyllales, Amaranthaceae. The transcript is spliced from 7 exons. Gene Ontology annotation, cellular component: cytoplasm; membrane. Bases 49 to 846 code for a protein of 265 amino acids. The record is from RefSeq and is a predicted model, not a curated record.